Messenger RNA from Anolis carolinensis (green anole), 2291 nucleotides. It is a transcript of the gene gng13, whose product is annotated as G protein subunit gamma 13. Gene Ontology annotation, cellular component: heterotrimeric G-protein complex. NCBI's taxonomy places the organism in Eukaryota, Metazoa, Chordata, Lepidosauria, Squamata, Anolidae. Bases 293 to 496 code for a protein of 67 amino acids. Gene Ontology annotation, biological process: sensory perception of taste; phospholipase C-activating G protein-coupled receptor signaling pathway. The transcript is spliced from 4 exons. Gene Ontology annotation, molecular function: G-protein beta-subunit binding. The record is from RefSeq and is a predicted model, not a curated record.
AGCAAAGCACCCGCGGGAGGCUCUCUCUCUCUCUCUCUCUCUCUCUCUCUCUCUCUCUCUCUUUCUCAUUAUCCCUUUUUUUCCUAGGCAGCUGGACAGGCAGCACAUUAAUAGAUUACAUUCAGGACUUGGGACUGUGAACAGCAACCGCGGAAGGUCCUUCUUCAAGCAGAAGAACCUUUCCUCACAUUUUGGCCUCACCUUGACAGUUGCACAAAGUCUGGAAUCUUCAUUUAUGCUUGACCCCCUUCUCUGCGCCCGUUCCUGAGAAGCCCACCUAGAAGACCCCUCAAUGGACGAAUGGGACCCCCCGCAGUGGAAGAAGGAGGUGGAGAGCCUCAAGUACCAGCUGGCCUACAAGCGGGAGAUGUCCUCCAAGACCAUCCCCGAGCUCCUGAAAUGGAUAGAAGACGGGAUCCCGGAGGACCCUUUUCUGAACCCGGAGCUGAUGAAGAACAACCCCUGGGUGGAGAAGGGCAAGUGCGCCAUCCUCUAGCCCAUCGUCCACGGCUUCUUUCAAAGCGAAUGCGGACACAUGGCAUCCCAGGAUUUCGGCUGGCUCUCCAUUGAGAACAACAUGUAAAAAAAUCGGUCGCUAAAUGGUCUAGUUUCUAGAGCAGAAUGGUUUAUUAUGGGAUCUUUAUGGGAUAUUUUGCAAAUGCCAGCACUGGAAAAAUUCCCCGCGUAUAUAUAUAUAAAUAUAUAUAUAUAUAUAUAUUUGUCUGUAUAUCUGCUUUAUGAACAAGACCUGCAUUUGGGUGCUUUGUGAUUAUUUCAAGGCAGAUGCUUUUCUAUCCAUCAGUCCUUUUUUUGUGUUGUCGAAGGCUUUCAUGGCCGGAAUCACUGGGUUGUUGUGAGUUUUCCGGGCUGUAUGGCCAUGCUCCAGAAGCAUUCCCUCCUGACGUUUUGCCCACAUCUAUGGCAGGCAUCCUCAGAGGUUGUGAGGUCCGUUGGAAACUAGUAAUGAUGAUGAUGACAAUGUAUCUCCCAAAAGAGACUCAAAGUAGACUAAUCCUGAGCUUAUGGCUGCUGCAUAUAACAUUCCAAAAUAAUAUUCCAAAAUAUUAUUAUUAUUAAUAAUAAUGAUGAUGAUGGUGUAUCUCCAAAGGAAACUCAAAGUAGACUAAUCCUGAACUUAUAAUGGCUUCAUUUAAUAUUCCAUAUUAUUAUUAUUAAUAAUAAUAAUAAUAAUGUAUCUACAAAAGGAGACUCAAAGCAGACUAAUCCUGAGCUUAUAGUGGCUUCAUUUACUAUUCCAAAAUAAUAAUAUUAAUAAUAAUGUAUCUCCCAAAGGAGACUCAAAGCAGACUAAUCCUGAGCUUAUAGUGGCUUCAUUUACUAUUCCAAAAUAUUAUUAUUAUUAUUAUUAUUAUUAUUAUUAUUAUUAUUAUUAUUAAUAAUAAUAAUAAUGUAUCUUCCAAAGGAGACUCAAAGCAGACUAAUCCUGAGCUUAUAGUAGCUUCAUUUACUAUUCCAAAAUAUUAUUAUUAUUAUUAUUAAUAAUAAUAAUAUUAAUAAUGUAUCUUCCAAAGGAGACUCAAAGCAGACUAAUCCUAAGCUUAUAGUGGCUUCAUUUAAUAUUCCAAAAUAAUAAUAAUAAUAAUAAUAAUAAUAAUAAUAAUAAUAAUAAUAAUAAUGGAUCUCCCAAAGGUGACUCAAAGCCGACUAAUAUUGAACCUAUGGCUGCUGCAUUUAACAUUCAAUAAUAAUAAUAAUAAUAAUAAUAAUAAUAAUAAUAAUAAUAAUAAUAACAAUCACAGUCCUAGACACUUGGGAAGUGUUCGACUUGUGAUUUUAUGAUAUGAAAUCCAGCAUAUCUAUCUUGUUUGCUGUGUCAUAAUAAAAUAAUAAUAAUAAUAAUAAUAAUACAUCUCCCAAAGAGGACUCUAAGCAGACUAAUACUAAAAACCAUGCAAUGGGUAGUUUCCAACAGACCCCACAACCUCUGAGGAUGCCUGCCAUAGAUGUGGGCGAAAGGUCAGAAGAGAAUGCUACUGGGACAUGGCCAUACAGCCCGGAAAACUCACAGCAAUCCAGUGAUUCCGGCCAUGAAAACCUUUGAAAAAACACAUCUUUUCUUUCUUUCCUUUCUAUCCUUCUUGCUUUCUAAUUCUUUCAUUUUCUUGACUUGUAAAGGAACAUGCAUGUUUUAUAAACUACACUUUAUCGAUUGUUUUAAAUACUUGGGCUUGUUUGCUUUUUUGUAUCAGUUUUGUAGUUGAAACAAAACAAAACAAAAGGGACUGAAGCCAUGCAAAACGUGACGGGUGCAAUAAAGAACAGCAGCGCUG